Messenger RNA from Cavia porcellus (domestic guinea pig), 4371 nucleotides. It is a transcript of the gene Cbx2, whose product is annotated as chromobox 2. The record is from RefSeq and is a predicted model, not a curated record. Bases 203 to 1678 code for a protein of 491 amino acids. Gene Ontology annotation, cellular component: PRC1 complex; heterochromatin. The transcript is spliced from 5 exons. NCBI's taxonomy places the organism in Eukaryota, Metazoa, Chordata, Mammalia, Rodentia, Caviidae. Gene Ontology annotation, biological process: negative regulation of transcription by RNA polymerase II.
CAUGGAGGAGCUGAGCAGCGUGGGCGAACAGGUCUUCGCCGCCGAGUGCAUCCUGAGCAAGCGGCUCCGCAAGGGCAAGCUUGAGUACCUGGUCAAGUGGCGCGGCUGGUCCUCCAAGCAUAACAGCUGGGAGCCAGAGGAGAACAUUCUGGACCCGAGGCUGCUCCUGGCCUUUCAGAAGAAGUGAGAAAGUUAACAGCGCAUGCAGGAGAGGGGCUUUGUGGGGAAGGUGGACCCCUCCAGGAUCCUUGGGCUGGAGUGGGAACACGAGAAGGAGGUACAGAAUCGGAAGAAAGGCAAGAGACCCAGGGGCAGGCCAAGGAAACACACAGUGAUGUCGUCCUGCAGCCGGCGCUCCAAGCUCAAGGAAUCCGACGCACCCUCCAAAUCCAAAUCCAGCAGUUCCUCUUCUUCUUCCACGUCGUCCUCCUCCUCCUCAGAUGAAGAGGAUGACAGUGACUUAGAUGCUAAGAGGGGCCCCCGAGGCCGAGAGACCCACCCAGUGCCUCAGAAGAAGGCUCAGAUCCUGGUGGCCAAGCCUGAGCUGAAGGAUCCCAUCCGUAAGAAGCGAGGACGCAAGCCUCUGCCCCCGGAGCAGAAGGCCGCCCGCAGACCUGUGAGCCUGGCCAAGGUGCUGAAGACGGCUCGCAAGGACUUGGGAGUCCCGGCCAGCAAGUUUCCCCCUCCACUCAGUGCACCUGUGGCAGGCCUAGCAGCCCUGAAGGCCCAUGCUAAGGAGACCUGCAGCGGCCCUAGCACCAUGGCCCCCCCAGAGAACCUGGCCAGCCUGAUGAAGGGAAUGGCGGGCAGCCCCAGCCGCGGCGGCAUCAGCUGGCAGAGCUCCAUUGUGCACUACAUGAACCGCAUGAGUCAGGGCCAGGCCCAGGCCGCCAGCAGAUUGGCACUCAAGGCCCAGACCACUGGCAAGUGUGGGCUCGGGCUGGACCUGAAGGUGAGGACGCAGAAAGGGGAGCUGGGGGUGAGCCCCCAAGGAAGCAAAGUCCCAAAGGUCCCUGGGAGCGCUGGAGCUGUCGAGCAGAAAGGGGGCGGCGCAGUAGGGGGGGGCCAUACCCAUGGCAGUGGCAAAGUCCCCACCGGCUGCCCUGGUUCCCAGACACCGCCCACCCAGGAGCUGAGUCUACAAGUCUUGGAUUUACAGAGUGUCAAGAAUGGCAUGCCUGGGGUGGGUCUGCUUGCCCGCCAUGCCCCAGCCACCAAGGCUAUCCCUGUCACCACCCCAGCUACAGGGAAGGGCACUGGGGGUGGCCACACUGGGGCAAGCGGGGCCAGUGUGCCCGUAGACGUGGGCAAAGGUGAGAAGGUCUCUAGGGCGGCAGCUCUGCCCACGCCUUCCAGCAAGAGGGAGAACACCAAGAGCAGUGCAGCCUCCAGUGGGCCGGAGGGCCACACGGCCUCGGGGGAUGCUCGGAAGACGGCCGCCCUCUCAGAGAUGAGCACAGGUGAGGAGAACAGCACUUCGGACUCAGACCCCGACUCGUCUUCCAUGCCAGGGGCUAGACAGAGUCUGUCAGUUUCUAUCCAGACCAGCCAGGACUGGAAGCCCACCCGCAGCCUCAUCGAGCACGUUUUUGUCACUGAUGUCACAGCCAACCUCAUCACAGUCACUGUGAAAGAGUCCCCAACCAGCGUGGGCUUCUUCAGCCUGAGACAUUACUGAGACCUCUGCCAUCCUGGCCCCCCAGGUCUGCCUGCCUUCCUGUCUGGUUUUUCUCUGACACAUGACACAUAGCCCAGCCCUGAGAGGGCUGGGAUGGGAGUGAGGUCUCCUUGGUAGGCAGGCUUGUUCUCACUCUGCCUUGUCCUAAGGACUUGGUAACAAACUGUCCUCUUGACUUGCUGGGGCCUGGCUUCCCCACUACCCUACCUCUCCAGGCCCCCGCCUCAGCCCAUGUCUCCUCGGGACCCCUGGUGGCCCAUGCCUCAAGCCCCCAGCUCAGCAUGCGCCUGAGCCUCCUACCUGGCUCCAGGGAGACCAGGGCAGUGUCAGAGGUGCUUCUCAUACAGCUGUUUCUCCCAAGGACUGGGGAGAAAAAAGGGAACUCUGCUGUUCCCUCUUCUUGGCAACACUUUCUAGAAAGUAGAGUGGGACAGGCAGGACCCUCCUUUAUAGUGGUGCCUGAGCCUUUGAUGAUAAAGUAGGGAUCCCGGCCCUUGGGCCUAAAGUAAAAGGACAGGUCCAGCACACAAGGUCUCGACCCAGCCCUGGUUCAGAGUAACAUCUCCAGCCUUCAGGUAUUUGCCUGAGAAAGUCCAGCUAACCUGGUGUACCCCAGGGCCCUCUAGGUUCAGGAGCAAGGCAAUCUGGUCAUGGCUGCCUCUUUACCAACCUGUACCCCAGUGGCAGGUGACCCUAGGCUUCCUAGAGUGCAUCCUAGUUCCAAGUCUAAAGCCCUAGACUUGGGGUAGAAAAUCAGGGAGUGGAGGAACUCGGUUGUGAGGUGGCCUUGGCAUGUGAGCCUCUGUCAAGCUGGAAUUUAUCUUCUGAUGACAAGGACCAACCUAGCUCUUGCAUUACCCAAAACUGUCCCCACCAGCCACCAAAGGACUAGCAGGCAUUUUGUUGCUUGGGAGCUGCUUUCCCUGACAAUCCCCCCACACCUUUGGGGGUUCUGCGCCUUCCCAACUGAGAAGAGGCGGCUCCAUACCAUUUGAGGUUGGGCAGCCAAGGAUUAAGGUCUUUAAGCCUUGGCCCCUGUGCCCUGUUCACCCCCUUCUGGGGAGACUCAAGAUUUUGAGUCCUUUUUCACCUCUGUCCCACGUCAAAGUAAUUGCACCGGUCCUGAGACUAUUGGGCAGAGGUGACCAGGAGGUGGCAACCACUCCGGUCAAUAAAUGUAAUGCCAAAAAGAAGUUGGAGGUGAGGGGUAUCCCAAGCUGCUUCCCUUGGGCACUGCACAGAUGUGGGAUUCUUAACUCUGGGUGCCUUUGAGGGAUUUGCUGCCCUUUCUAAAACUGGCCCCAACUGAGGGCAUCUGGCUUUCGGGGACCUCCCAGGCUGCAGGGAAGAGAAGACCUUUGUGUACCCAAAUUGACCUCAGUAGUGUGCCUUCGGGGACAACCCAUGUCCACAACUACCCGAGGGACCCUCAGAUAGCAGCCUCAGUGCCCACAGCAGGAAGCUGAGGAAGGACUGCUGUGCUGCUCUGGGACCCCUCACUGCCACCUCCCUGAGGGUCCAACAGCUUCCCCUACCAGGCACUGUGCAGCCUUAGGAGCUCCUCUAAGCCCUUUGUGGGGUGCCAUGAGCUGUUGAAGUGGGGUGUGCAGCUGCCCAGCUUUGUCCCCAGCUGCCAGUUCUCUCCAAACCCAAUUUGGUGCCUUUUUUACCAGCUACGUCAAUCCCAAAGUUUGAGUGGCCACCUUACUCCUAGCCACUUUGCCUUGUUGCUGUGCUGUGUGUGCUGGCACUGUGACCCCGGCAGUUCGUGUUGAGGAUGUGUGUGCCAGUGCAAGGGGCUGCAGAAGAUGCUGGUUAGCCGUCUCAUGUUUACCAACAAAUAAAAGUAGUCCUGUUUGUAUUUUUAUUUGCUGCUAUUUGGUGUGUGUGGGUAUGUGUAUAGCUAGGCCUUAGCCUUACUUCCUACUAAGAUCUCUUGUUCAUUUGUUGCCUGAGGGUCCUGGGUGAGCUGUACCACAGUGUUUGUGUCCUGAGUGAGUGGGUGUUGUAACCUCCAGUUUUUGUUUGCUUCUGUGUUGAGUGGGAAGAAGUGGCUAGUCUGACCUCUUCCAUAGAGGGUUUGGCUUCUUUUUGUAUUUUUGGUACCAAAAAGAGUGUUCCAUGCUUGGGUUACACUCCAAAGUCUGACCCGACUAAAGAGCACUCCAGAUCUGAGGUUUCAUCCAGAAAACUCGGGGGAGAACCAGUGCCAAUCACUGGCUUGAUUUGUGUUUUUUAAUUAAAAACAAAAAGCCAAAUCAUUCGUGUAUGCCAUUUUCAACUGCUUUAAAUUAUUCCUGUUUGUUCGCUUUCUUAAGAGCGAGUUUGGGUAUGUUUCUGCCCUGGGAAAACUUGGGCUCUUUGUUAAAACAGGACAGCAGCCUAGCCCCCUAUUUUUGAUGGAGACCAGCCGGGUCAAGGAAGUUCCUUCCCCCAGGAAGCCCACAGUGGUUUGGGGGAAGAGGCUGUAGUAGGAGAAAGGUGGCACCUGGAUGACCAGAUUUUUACCCAAGUGCAUUUGGUAAUUCUGAGGUAUUGUAGUAUUUUCAGAAAACUAACACUAGCAUAGGUUGCAGGGGUUUUUUAUAGACUUAUGCUAAUUUAUUUUGAAGGAGGAAGACCAUAAAUGUCAGAAGACUUGUCCUUUUUGUUAACUAUUAGUAUACCAAUAAAUAUUUUUGUAAACCUUUCAA